Didymella exigua CBS 183.55 is the source of this 687-nucleotide messenger RNA. RefSeq lists its product as uncharacterized. Bases 1 to 687 code for a protein of 228 amino acids. The record is from RefSeq and is a predicted model, not a curated record. NCBI's taxonomy places the organism in Eukaryota, Fungi, Ascomycota, Dothideomycetes, Pleosporales, Didymellaceae. The transcript has 3 exons.
AUGGAUCUUCUACAGACGGUGCGCAAAGAGGGCAGCCGAGGCGGCCGCGCCGAGUUCAAGUGGGAAGACGUCAAGAACGAUGCGCAGCGCGAAAACUACCUCGGUCACUCGCUCAUGGCACCAGUGGGACGCUGGCAGCAAAACAAAGACCUCAGCUGGUACGCAAAAGGCGACACCGAAUCCAAAGAAGCCGAGGCUGCGCGCAUCAAGGAGGAAAAACGCAAGCUGAAGGAGGCAGAGGAAGACGCCAUGCUCGCAGCCAUGGGCUUGCCAGUGCCAGAGCGGAACAACGCCAACUUGACCCCACUGGGCGGACGGGCGCAUGAGGCGGAAGUCAAGGAGGCAAUCGAGGAGAAGGCAAAGGACGGCGAUGAGGGAGACAGGGCGAAGAGGAAGGACAAGAAAGACAGGUCGCGGCGACACAGAGACGAUGGCGAUCACAUCACGACCGCUCACGAUCUCGUGACAGGCGGAGGGACGGUGAUCGAGAGCGCGACAGAAGAAGACACCGUUCACGAAGCCGCGACCAUAAACGACAUGACGGCCAUGUCGAGCCUCGGAGAGAACGCAGGCCAGACGAAGAACGCCCACGAUCGCGCUCACGCUCGAGGGACCGCCGCCGCCGGCGUGAUUCGAGAAGCAGAUCACCAUACAAGGCCGAGAAACGGCGAGACUGAGCACGCCUGA